AUGGCGCAUAAGCAUCAGAGUGACCUUUACAAAUUUCACAGGCCAAGGAUAAAUCUCCGGGAGACACCUAAUCCAUUGAAGGAGGAGUCGAAAGCAUGCUUGAGGCGGCUCGCCUUGUACCGUAGCAAGCCACCGAAGCUGAAGUUCCCCAGGUCGAGAUGUGCGGCGGUACUCGUGGCCUUGUUUGUAGGCCGAAUGGGUGACUUGUAUGUCGUACUUAGCCGUCGGUCUGCGAGCCUGAGAUCGUUUCCGGGUGACACCUCACUUCCGGGCGGUAAGGUCGAACCCCAAGACCGCACGAUCGAAGACACUGCGCGUAGAGAGGCAUUUGAAGAGAUAGGUCUACCUAUGGACCGGCACAAAGCACCACUGCUAUGCGUCCUCGAGCCUUUCAUGGCGCGCGAUCAAUUGAUCGUUACUCCAGUUGUAGUUCUCAUCCUGGACAACACCCUGCGCCCGAUUCUCAACAGAUCGGAAGUUACCUCUCUCUUCUCGCAUCCCCUCGCGGCCUUCCUCUCCUCCGAGUCGCCCUUCCCUCAUGACCCCGAAACCACGGAGCUCCCCUAUCACUCAUACGACGACAUUAACUGGAGAUGGGGAAGAUACAGCCAGUCGGGAGAGAAGGAGCGGAAAAUCAGGAUGCAUAGGUUCCUCACCGGGAGAGAAGCCGGCGGGGUGAAGCCCGUGUUUGGUUUAACCGCAGCGAUCCUGAUCGAAGUCGCAACCAUUGGCUACGCCCAAGAACCCGAAUUCGAAGUGGAGGCUCCCGACCAGCCGUCGCAGUUCGAGCGGAUCGUGUGCGCAAUGAAGUAUACGGAACACUUUCGAGAAGCCCAGAGAGAAGAAGGGUUGGAUCCUGACAAAGUCCCGGACCCGGCCAAGUUCAGAGACCACUCAAGGCGAAGAUCUAAUCGACGGCGAAGGAUACGCAGUCGCUUGUAG
Gloeophyllum trabeum ATCC 11539 is the source of this 942-nucleotide messenger RNA. RefSeq lists its product as uncharacterized. The transcript has 8 exons. The coding region runs from base 1 to 942 and encodes 313 amino acids. Gene Ontology annotation, biological process: coenzyme A catabolic process. NCBI's taxonomy places the organism in Eukaryota, Fungi, Basidiomycota, Agaricomycetes, Gloeophyllales, Gloeophyllaceae. Gene Ontology annotation, molecular function: coenzyme A diphosphatase activity; acetyl-CoA hydrolase activity. The record is from RefSeq and is a predicted model, not a curated record.